UUUUCUAUCUAUCUACACAUCAUUCACUCUCAACAGCCAGACAACUUUUUUCUAUCAGCAAUAUCCAAUACCUAUUCUCCAAUCUAUUUUCCCAGACCCAAGAUCUUCGCAACCAUGAUAUCCAACACCGUAUCAACAGUCAUUCUAGCUCUGAUCACCCCAACGGUCCUUGGUAACUUUGCCAUCUACAAUUCAGGCAUUGGAGGAGAUGGAAUCUCAGAAAAUGUUGACGGCUGGCAAAUUUAUGAAUUGAAAGAUGGAGUCCCUGCCUGCGACGAUGCAUUAGAUUGGAUCUGGCGCGAUUCAGAUGAUGUCAGCGGACUAAAAUAUGGCGUUCGCUGUUCUGGAGAUGGCGAUUCUUGCAAUCGUUCUGGGUCUGGCGAUAAAAUCAAGGAACUAGAAAUCAACGCCAGGCAGUAUAAGGGGGACAGCAAUCGUUUACACUUCACGUACUAUGCCAAUCGCGGUGGAGUCAUCGUAGACACGGAUGAUAAACCAAUGGGAAUUUGCGAACCUGCACCCGAGGAACAGUUCUAUUGUGGAAUCAAGGGUGGACGUGCCGAAGGAACACGCAAACUAAAUUGCCAUUCUGGCUUGUGGGCGGGAAACUUUACGCAGCCCACGUGA
Periconia digitata is the source of this 627-nucleotide messenger RNA. NCBI's taxonomy places the organism in Eukaryota, Fungi, Ascomycota, Dothideomycetes, Pleosporales, Periconiaceae. The record is from the annotation of a GenBank genome assembly.